Messenger RNA from Anolis carolinensis (green anole), 2148 nucleotides. It is a transcript of the gene lrrc63, whose product is annotated as leucine rich repeat containing 63. The record is from RefSeq and is a predicted model, not a curated record. Bases 50 to 1669 code for a protein of 539 amino acids. The transcript is spliced from 9 exons. Gene Ontology annotation, molecular function: protein binding. NCBI's taxonomy places the organism in Eukaryota, Metazoa, Chordata, Lepidosauria, Squamata, Anolidae.
UGAUUUCCUUCUCUCUUUAGUUUUACUUCACAGUGAAUAAGACAGGACCAUGUUUCAGCUUAAACUGCUUCGAAGACCUCUGCCUCCAAAGGUAGAAAGAGAACGACUGCUACCAAAGAAGAAAAAGUACAAAGGUGCUAUUGAAGAAGAUAAAGAAUUCAAAAAAAUAUCAGCGAUAGAGGAUGUCCAGCUUGCAGCACCUGAGAAGAAGCAACCAAUUGUUCUGUGUUUUCCAGACUAUGAUUUUGGAAUACAAAUUCCCAAGAGAAAUUUUGUUAUUCCUCUGCAGACUAGUGGGCCUCCUAGUUUCCCAAUACAAAAUCGUCGUAGACCAUUCCGCUUUCGCAUGCCUGCCCUCAGAGACCGCCCAUAUUUAGAUUCAGAUUUUAUACUACGAGGCCUGGCUAUAUUCGUAACUGGUCUUCAUCUUCGGGUUUUGCCAUCUGAAAUUAGAAAGCCAAUACUUUCUAGUCACAACUAUGAAAUACUAUCUAGCCAGCUGAUUGCUGUAGAGAGAAGAGGCCCUGAAGCAAUCUCUAGCAUAAUAUUCUCGUAUGAUGAUCUACCCCUUGUUGAACAACGAAAACCUACAAGCUUGAUUCUAUUAGAAAAUAUGCUGAAGGAGAGGAGCUUCCUCCGUGAUGUAGAGGAAGAGGAGUCCUCGAGUGAGGAUGAGGAUGAAGAUGAGGAUGAGGAAGGCUUCCAGGGUGAAGAGAGGGAUGGCUUUGCUGCUGAUGGAGAGACCAGUUUCCUGGCAAAAAAACGGAAAAAGAAAAGAGUGACUUAUGCAGAAUCAGCAGAAGACAUCGAUUUUUCAGCAACCUUAAUCUCUGGUGUUUCCUAUAAACCACUGUCAUGGGAGGAGGAAGAGGAGAAUCAAUUAAAAGAAAAGGCUGAAAUGGCAAAAUCCUUCUGCUUAACACAUAGAAGAACUGGGCUGAGUCUUAAGGCGUAUUUUCUGUCUCAACUUCCUGACCUCUUACCUUUGGCAGACUUUUUGGUGUAUCUUAACCUGUCAUUCAAUUGCCUGUCUUCCUUUCCCACAGUGGUAUUUCAUCUUAAACACUUAGAGGUGCUAAAGCUUCGAAACAACCCCAUAAAAUUCAUCCCUGAAGAAAUCAGCCAGAUGACGAAUCUUAAAUGUUUGGUUAUGUCCUUCAAUUUGCUAACUUCUCUUCCAGCUGGGCUCUUUGCUUUGCCAAGCCUGGAGAGCCUUGAUGUUUCCUAUAAUGAACUUGAAACUAUCCCUCAUGAUAUUGAACAGCUCAGUGACCUGACAUACCUCAACAUAGAAGGGAAUUUCCUCACUGUUUUGCCUUGCUCGGUACUGAAACUUGACUUGAAACGCCUGAAGUUGGAAAAUAACUUCUUACAUCCCUACUUCUGGGAUGAAAUCUGCCAGCUUCAACCACAACGACUCACUGACCUGGCUGCUCAUUGUUUUGCCAAACAUAAGCUGUGGAAAAAGCAUCGUCACAUCCCAAAGGACAUUGAGGAGAUAUUGUGCAACUACAGGAUUUGUGAUUGCUGCCCAGGACCACUGUAUGGAGACGGCCUUCAUUUCAUUUAUCCUCAUAAAAAUGUGUAUGGACUUAGACUUCCUUACCUGUUUUGCUCCUGCUCACCAACUUGCUAUAAGGAGUACUUAUCUAGAGCUGCCUCACAGUAAAGGGUAACAAUGCUGAUAAAUAAAGAGCCAACCAAUUACAUUGAGCAUAGUUCCAAGUCUUGGUGAGUUGAAUUGUGCCACUUCAGUGCAAAAAUCAGUUGAAAUAGCCUGUAUUAUUUCUUCUAAACCUUUUCCAAGGACAGGAAUCUGGAGUAAGCCAGUUUUGUUAUCGUGUCAUUUUUCAAUUUGUUUCAAAAUCCUAAUUUAUUUGGCAACAGAUGCACAUUGUUUUGCCACAUUUUCUAUAAUGCCAUCCUGACCCAGUCAGAAAUGUAAAGUGUGAUUUAGCUGCAAACAAUGACUUAGAAUCUUAACAUUAUCCAUGCCCAAUUAGAAAUUAGGCAAGGUUCCCACUCCCCAUUCUGAAUGUAAAUGGAACAGGGUAGUUAAGCCAAGCAGGCAUCAUUAGGUGCUUGUUUAAUGCAGCAAUUACUGUUAUACUGUCUGCCUUCCAAAACAUAAUAAAAUCUUCUUUACUA